AUGGGGGAGCAGUCUGAUGAUGAUGGAUGCUGGUCGCAAAUAGCUGAUGACCUCAUCCGCCGAAGAGACAUCCUUUCUCGAAAGACUGAGGAAGCAGAGGCAUGCCGGUCCAGUAGUGAUGAUGAAGAUUUCGAUGCUGAGAGUAUGGAAUGCUGUUGGUGGGCGAAGCUCCUCAAGAGCCACACCAAACACUACUCACUCCCUGAAUGCCGGUCUCAAAUACAGGUUCUGUCUGCAUGCACAGGGCUCAGUGCAGAAUCCUUUGUCUUGAAGGAGCCCACAGUCUUGUAUCAUGAGCAACAGAAGAGUAGAAAGGAGCUGGGCUUGGACUACAAUGUGAUGAGUGCUUCGGACCCCAAGCUGAAGACGUGCAAAGCCUUUGUCCACCUGAAUUUUCCUGAGCAGCUUCCAACCCACUGGUUUUGCACCGUUGAAGAACAAAAGGGUGGAGCAGCAUGUACAAAUCACCCUUACAGCAAAACACCAUGUGUUGCAGCACCAAAGGACAUUGACUUGAUGAUUGCAGGGGGUCCCUGCCACCCCUUUUCAACCCAACGGGUUGACAGGUUUCAGGCACGCUCAGUGGCACAGCACCAGGAAUAUGAAGUGACAUUCAAGGAACUGUCACAGUUCCUUGAAUCCAUGGAGCCCAAACUCCUGGUCUCUGAGCAGGUGGAGGGCUUUGACCUUCCUUUUGAGAAAGGUUUUGGGGAGACUCCACUGCAGAGGCAGGGACUUAGCAGACUUAGCAAAACAUGCCAAGCUUGCUUUCAUUAA
This is a messenger RNA of Durusdinium trenchii, 777 nucleotides long. Lineage: Eukaryota; Dinophyceae; Suessiales; Symbiodiniaceae. The record is from the annotation of a GenBank genome assembly.